Messenger RNA from Neomonachus schauinslandi (Hawaiian monk seal), 870 nucleotides. RefSeq names its product tetraspanin 32 (gene TSPAN32). Bases 1 to 870 code for a protein of 289 amino acids. The record is from RefSeq and is a predicted model, not a curated record. Gene Ontology annotation, cellular component: membrane. The transcript is spliced from 9 exons. NCBI's taxonomy places the organism in Eukaryota, Metazoa, Chordata, Mammalia, Carnivora, Phocidae.
AUGCGGCCCUGGAGCCGGGUCAGGGUGGCCAAAUGCCAGAUGCUGGUCACCAGCUUCUUUGUCUUGCUCCUGGGCCUGUCUGUGGCCACAUUGGCGGCUCUCACCUACUUCGGGGCCCACUUUGCUAUCAUCGGCCAUGCAUCCUCAGACAGGACCCCCUAUGAGGCCAUGCACCGCUGGGCCUUCUACGUCGGCAUCAGCCUGGCCGGGCUCCUAACCCUGGGCGCCGUCCUGGGCGCCGCAGCCACAGUGAGGGAGGCCGGGGGCCUCAUGGCUGGGGGUUUCCUGUGCUUUGCCCUGGUGUUCAGUGCCCUGGUGCAGGUGGCCUUCUGGAGAUUCCACAACCCCACCCAGGUGGAGGAUGCUUUGCUGGACACCUACGACCUGGUGUAUGACCGGGCGGUGAAGAACUUGUCCGGAACCCCGCGGCAGCAGCUGGUGGCCAUUCAGGACAUGUUCCUGUGCUGUGGCAAGAGCUCUCCUUUCAGCCUCCUGGGGGACGCGGAGGCCGGUCUGUGUCGGGGAGAGCAGGCAGCCAGACAGGACUGCCUGGUGGGGAUCAGGAGCUUCCUGAGGACGCACAGAAACAUCGCCUCCACCCUGACCGGCAUCGGCCUCGCCGCCAUGGUGUACGCGAUGCUGCUCAGCUCAUUUCUCUGGUUCGCCAUUCGCUCUGGCGGCAGCCUGGACCGCAAGGGCAAAUACACCCUGAGCCGGAGAGUGCCCGGCUGCCAGCCCCAGGAGCCCAGCUUCUUCAGACGCUCCCAAGGGAGCCCCAAGCUUCAGUCCCCGACCGACUCAGAUGUUCUCCACGGCCGUCUGGGUGCAAGUGGACCCUCAGGGGGCCCUCGGCUGCUCCAGGACGACUGA